Messenger RNA from Drosophila innubila, 3737 nucleotides. It is a transcript of the gene Spf30, whose product is annotated as survival of motor neuron-related-splicing factor 30. Gene Ontology annotation, molecular function: RNA binding. The coding region runs from base 30 to 3701 and encodes 1223 amino acids. The record is from RefSeq and is a predicted model, not a curated record. Lineage: Eukaryota; Metazoa; Arthropoda; Insecta; Diptera; Drosophilidae. Gene Ontology annotation, biological process: regulation of alternative mRNA splicing, via spliceosome; mRNA processing. The transcript has 4 exons. Gene Ontology annotation, cellular component: precatalytic spliceosome; nucleus; cytoplasm.
UGAAAUACAGUUUAUCAAUUAAGAUACUAAUGUUCGUUGCCAGUGUAAAUUGUAAAAUGGCCGAGCAAGCCCUAUUAUUGAUCAUUCUUUUGUGCUUAAAUGUGUCCCGCACUCUUCCCUCAAAGACUGAGAAGUGUGACGACAACACAACGAAAACAACUGGGGGAAUAGCGUACUGGAAAUUUCGAGGCGUUCGUUACACAACAUCUGAAGACUUUCUCUGCUGGAAGGAAAAUGGGGAACUUUUCUUGCGUGAAUGCAACACAACAACUGGUCAAUGGCAUCCUGAGGAAGUAGUAUGUCAGGAACAAGAGGAAAGCAACAAAUAUUGCCCCGAAGAAUUGGUAGAGAUUCAUAGCGAUAAUGGUGAUCCUCUUUGUCUCAAGAUUUCACCAGAACCUCAAAAAUAUGAUGACGAAUUUUGCCGUGGCUCUAAUGUAGUUUUCCCUUCAGAUCUUUCUAAAGAUCAAAUGUUAGAUCUUGUGCAGUUUCUAUACAAGAGAAACAUUAAGGAAUAUUGGUUACCAUUACGACGCGAAAAUAAUACUAUGCCAUUCAAAAUAAGGUUGCCAGGUAAACAUUGGGGACAAAUAGUCGACGAUAAUAUAGAAAUCUUAGAUUUCAAAUCUGAUAGAUGCUGUGUGUCAGCAGAGUAUUCUCAAGCCAAGAAAAUAAAAAAACAAAAGGAUAUUCCUGGGAUGAUGAUUCAAGAUUGUGAAGCCCUGUUGCACUCCAUUUGUAUAUUUCAAGACGAAUUUGUAACUGUUUCGGGGUGUCCCGAAGGACUAGGAGCAUUAAGUUAUCGACCAAAUGUAUGCUAUGGUGUCAACUGGAAAAAACCACAUUUAGAAGAGAAAACUCAGAUAUCCAUCAAUGAGUAUUUUCAAAAUCGUAAUACCCUAAGGCAAGUGUUAAAAAGCUCCAUGCCAAAAAAGAAAAAAGAAGACGAAUUCUUUCAAGUUGACGAUUUUUCAAGCAAUUCAGGAGACAAUUAUGUGAUUCUAAUGAACCAAAAUGAAAGGGUUAAAGUUGCAGAUAAAAGUUCUAAAAUAUUUCCGGUUCUAUACAAAGAAGUUGUGAACAUUGAAUUAAAUGCUGUUGAAUUGAUAUUGAAAAUGGAUGUAGAUCUACAAAAGUUUAUUCUAAUAGUUUAUAAUCGCCAGUAUCUUUGGCGUUCCGAUAACGAAGACAAUGGUGUCACGUGCUUUACGAACUCAGAUUAUGAUCUUCUCCGAAGCACAAAAAUUAAACUAGUUUGGGAAAAUGAAAUGAAGUCCAUAUUUGAAGUGAAGCUGAUUGGAGAUGGACCAGGAGAAUACUGGUGUGAAGGACAUACAAUCGUAAACUUUCAGUUAGUGAGCAGCUCAAGAGUAGUGACUAUGAAAGAAAGACGGGGUCAUGCAUUUUCCAUAAGAUUAAAUGCACCAUGCAUUCAUAAGACUGUAAAUUUGUGUAACAAUAUUUACAAAAAUGCAAAAAAGAUGGCCAAACAUAUUCAGGAAGUGAUUCGAGAAAAAAGCAGAGCGGUUUCUCGAGAUCUUGUUAUACACAAUGUUCGAAUCAUGAGUAUCGAGAAGAUUCUCCAUAAUCACAUUGAUUGUUGGAUCCAUUUAACGGCUUCACUGAAGAAUUCAGCAGUUGACAAUAGUGAUGAAGAAAGCAGCGAAGAAUUCAAAAGAUUCGAGAAUGACGAACGUAUAAGACACGAUACUUCAAUACGCAUGAAAGUUUGGAUGCUGUUGAGAAACUUAGUUUCAAUUUCAAUUUACAAUCCAAAUAGUCCGAAUGAUCGUAUUGUAAGAAGCACAGAGUAUUGUUUUCCAGACACGUUUUAUUCUGAUAAAGGUGAAAUGUACCAGUGGAAUCAGGCGGUCAGAGGACAGAUGGGCACAUUAUCCCACCUGUGUCUUCAAAGGAAUGGAUUACCAUAUAUGCGUCAAUGCCAGGGAGAGUUUUUACGCGGUGCGUAUUGGGAAGAACUUAAAGAAAAUGUAACGUGCCAACUUGAAGAAGAAAAUACCAUAAUAACAAAAACUUUAUACAGCUUGGAGAGCUCAAAGACUCUUAGAUCUUCCCCAGAAAAGGUUGUCAGAGAAGUAAAAAGCAUUCUGAAGAAAUAUGCAAACAAGAUUUCACCUGCCGACAUACACUUUACUGCCAACAUUCUGCAAUCCUCUGUGAAACUUCUAGAUCAGCAAGUUUUGAGCUUAGGAAAGAACAUCACUACGUUGAAAGAUACCACUCAUGAUCUUAUAUCUAUAUACAAUUAUAUGGUAGAUGUCAAGAGAAGUACCAUAAAGAUGUCAGCUUCGUUAAACUCAACGAAUAAAUUGCUGGAGGCAUUUGAAAACGCCAUGAAUACCUUAUCAUCGCAGGCAAUUACUGAUGACAAUAGUCUGAAUUCGAGUAUGGAUUUCGAAGUAUUUGAUUUUGAAGAUAUUGGAGUCACACUAAAAGCUUCGAACAAUUUAUUGUAUUUCAUCCUUAAUCCAACGAUAGCUAAUAUUUCGGGGAUUGCAAUGUUUAAAAAUGAUAAUUCUACGGGGCAGUCAAAUCUCUUAAGAGGUGCAUUUCAAAUGGAACAUUUCCGAUUUUUACAGUCAAAUCAUGACGUUGCAGAUUUUAUUAAUGAGACCAACUUGCAAGUUGCCACAUAUGUGCCAGAGAAACUCCUAACUCAUUUGAAUAUAAUUUCUAAUACACUAAAUGUCACUGAGAAACAUGAAACUAUUAUUGUUAUCAAAGUCUACUCAAAUGAUAUACUUUUUCAACAACAAAACAAACAGGAUCAUCGAAAUGCUUUUGGCCGUGUCGUAUCCAUAUCCUUACCUGGCCACAGUACACAGUUACCUGAAGAUUUGCCACUUGUUUUUCGAGUCUGGGGUAAUGCAUCCAUUAAAGACAAUAGUUCGAGGAAACUGUGCAGUUAUUGGAAUUUUGAAAAUUGGGUCUCCGAUGGGAUUCGGGUUCCAAGCGAUCAAGAUAUUAACAAAGAUAUUGUUUUAUGCCAAGUAGAAGCAGCUUUACAAACAGAUCCAAAUAAUGAGGAACUUUUAAAACUAAAAGAUGAUCUGGAAGAAGUCAUCAAACUUACUCGAGACUUGAUAAAAACUCAAUUAGAAGAACAGCGAAAAUCAUCGUACAUAGAACCAUCUUCCUCUAAAACAGCGUCGUCAAAUUACUUUGACGAUAUUGAAGCUGCUCUUUUAGAGGCUGAAAAACUGGUGACAUCCGCUAAAGUCUGGAAAAUUGGAGACAAAUGUCAAGCGAAAUGGACAGAGGAUGGUCAGUACUACGACGCAACCAUUGAAGGUAUAACUGGUAAGGGUGAGGUCAGCGUAAUCUUCGAUGCUUAUCAAAAUCGAUCCACUACUACUAUCAAUGAACUGCGAGAGCGCACAACUCGCAAUGAAGUGUUCCCGUCAAAUAAACGACAUCGCCCAAAUCAAAAGGAAUAUUUAAAGAAGCGCAAACAGAAGAAGCAACAACGAUUUAAAGACUUGGAGGAAGAGCGCGAGUCCGACAAAAAUAAAUGGCUUAACUUUACAACUAAAAAUCAAAAGAAACCAGGCAUGAAGGUCAACAGUAUAUUUGCUUCCCCAGAUAAUGUCAGUGGAAGAGUUGGCAUUGGCACGUGUGGAACGGCGGGAAAAGGUAUGACUGAUUUCACAGUUGGAGAAAAGUAUCGCAAGGGUUUAUAAAUUAAUAAAAAAUCGUAUAACUUUGGAAAUAUAAAA